AUGCGACAGGUGCUCAAGGCCGGCUUGGGGUGCCUCGUCUCCCUGUUGCUUGCCGCACCAGCCGACGCCUUCUACAUUCCAGGCUGGUCGAUUAAGAGCUAUAAGGACGGCGAGCAGGUACCCUUACUCGUGAACAAGGUCUACUCCGACAACACUCAGCUGCAGUAUGCCUACUACGACCUCCCCUUCGUGUGCCCGCCGACGGGCCAGCGCAAGCCCGGCACGGGACUGCUUAGCGGACAAAGCAUCCCCCUGAACCUCGGCGAGGUCCUCCGCGGCGACAGGAUCAAGACAUCCGACAUUGACCUGGUCGUCGGACAGGACAAGCCGUGCAACUUGCUGUGCAACCGCGAGAUGAGCCGCAAGGACAUGCGCCGCGCAAAGGACAUGGUACACGAUGGCUACGUCACCGAAUGGAUCGUCGAUAAUCUCCCCGGUGCCACGAGCUUCGUAACCGUCGACAAAAGCCGCAAGUACUACGCCGCCGGCUUCAAGCUCGGCUUCACGGAUUACUCGGCCAGCAGCGGGAAGCCGCGCUACUUCCUCAACAACCACCACACCAUUGUCAUCCGUUGGCGCAGAGCCCCCGGGAAGGCGGGCGAGCGCGGCGGUAAAGUCGUCGUCGGCUUCGAGGUGUACCCCAAGAGCAUCGGACCCAAUAACAAGCGCGACGAGAAUGGGUGCCCCGCGGAUUUGCAGAAUAUUGACCAGAAUUUCGAGCUCUACCUCGCCCCGAAUAAGUCCUCCGAGACGCCAAAGCAGCAGCAGAACCUCGAUUCCUCCUCAUACCACCCCGCUACCGACGAUGACGAAGACCUCGCCGACGACGGUGCCAAGCUGACCGUGCCCUAUACCUAUUCCGUCUACUUCCGCGAGGACAACAAUGUCGAGUGGUCGCGCCGCUGGGAUCUGUACUUUGUCAAUCAGGAGGAGGGCCAAAAGAUUCACUGGCUGGCCAUUGUGAACUCGCUCAUUAUCUGCGGUCUGCUCACGGGCAUUGUCCUGAUGAUUCUCGCGAGAACGAUCCGCUCCGAUAUCAAGGGCUACAAGGAGGUGCCCCUCGAGGACGGCAAGCCAAAGCUGAAGCGCAAGAAGACGGCCGGCAACAAAUCCCCCCGACUUUCUGAGAAGACCGGCGGACUGCUCGAUCAGGGAGCCGGAAUUGACGCCGAAAACGACGCCGACGUGUCGUCUGACGAAGAGGCACUCGAGGACGUUACGGGCUGGAAGCUGCUGCACGCCGACGUCUUCCGGACGCCCCGGCACGGCUACCUGCUGGCCCCGCUCGUCGGCUCCGGCAUGCAGCUGCUCUUCAUGGCGGUUGGUCUCGUUCUGCUAAGCGCCCUCGGCGUCCUUAACCCUAGCUUCCGCGGCGGCUUCAUCAGUGUCGGCGUCGGCCUCUUCGUCUUCGCUGGCCUCUUCUCGGGCUACUUCUCAGCGCGCGUCUACAAGACGUUCGACGGCCAGGACUUCCGCAAGAACGCGCUCGUCACCGCCGUCCUCUUCCCCGGCCUCCUCUUUGGCAUCGUCUUUAUCCUUAACCUAUUCGUCUGGGCACAGGCUUCAAGCACGGCAAUCCCCUUUGGCACUCUCGUCGCCAUCAUCUUCCUCUGGCUCUGCAUCCAGGUGCCCCUCGUCUACGCCGGCUCCUGGUUCGGCUUCGUCCGCAGCGCCAAAUGGGAGCACCCGACCAAGACGAGCGUCGCGCCGCGCCAGGUGCCCCGGCAGGCGUGGUACAUCAAGUCGUGGCAGUCUGUCCUGCUCGCGGGGCUGAUUCCCUUUGCGGUCAUUUUUAUUGAGCUGCUGUUCGUGUUCCAGUCCGUCUGGCAGGACAAGAGCGGCUACUACUACGUGUUUGGGUUCCUGGCCGUGGUGUCGGUGAUUCUGAUUGUGACGAUUGCCGAGGUGACGGUCGUGACAAUUUACGUUCGGCUGUGCGCCGAGAACUACAACUGGUGGUGGCAGUCGUUCGCCGUCGGCGGUGGGAGCGCCGUGUGGGUGUUCUUGUACUGCGUAUGGUACUACUUUUUCAAGUUGCACAUUACCGGCUUCGUGAGCAGUAUGCUCUUCUUCAGCUACAGCUUCAUGGCGUGUUGUGUAUACGGUCUCCUGACGGGGACGGUGGGGUUCCUGAGCGCGUACGCGUUUGUUCGGAGGAUUUAUGGAGCAAUCAAGGCAGACUAA
This is a messenger RNA of Colletotrichum tamarilloi, 2184 nucleotides long. Its product is annotated as endomembrane protein 70. Gene Ontology annotation, cellular component: membrane; Golgi apparatus. The record is from RefSeq and is a predicted model, not a curated record. Lineage: Eukaryota; Fungi; Ascomycota; Sordariomycetes; Glomerellales; Glomerellaceae. Gene Ontology annotation, biological process: vacuolar transport; protein localization to membrane. The coding region runs from base 1 to 2184 and encodes 727 amino acids. The transcript is spliced from 3 exons.